Messenger RNA from Hordeum vulgare subsp. vulgare (domesticated barley), 3104 nucleotides. RefSeq names its product AP-1 complex subunit gamma-2-like. The record is from RefSeq and is a predicted model, not a curated record. Gene Ontology annotation, biological process: receptor-mediated endocytosis; intracellular protein transport; Golgi to vacuole transport. NCBI's taxonomy places the organism in Eukaryota, Viridiplantae, Streptophyta, Magnoliopsida, Poales, Poaceae. The transcript is spliced from 20 exons. The coding region runs from base 108 to 2801 and encodes 897 amino acids. Gene Ontology annotation, molecular function: clathrin-cargo adaptor activity. Gene Ontology annotation, cellular component: membrane coat; AP-1 adaptor complex; Golgi apparatus.
UCCCACCCCCACCCCCACGCCCCUCUCGUGCGCGCGCUCGCGCGCGCGCUCCCCGGGAUCCCAAGCUGGAUACCGUCGAGAAGAUCGUCGAGGACUUCGCCUCGGACAUGGCCCUCAACCCCUUCUCCUCCGGCACCCGCCUGCGGGACAUGAUACGGGCGAUACGCGCGUGCAAGACGGCGGCGGAGGAGCGGGCGGUGGUGCGGCGGGAGUGCGCGGCGAUACGGGCGGCGAUCAGCGGGGACGGGCAGGACCUGCGGCACCGCAACAUGGCCAAGCUCAUGUUCAUCCACAUGCUCGGCUACCCCACCCACUUCGGCCAGAUGGAGUGCCUCAAGCUCAUCGCCGCCGUCGGAUACCCCGAGAAGCGGAUCGGCUACCUCGGCCUCAUGCUGCUCCUCGACGAGCGCCAGGAGGUCCUCAUGCUCGUCACCAACUCCCUCAAGCAGGAUCUCAACCACUCCAACCAGUUCAUCGUGGGGCUCGCGCUGUGCGCGCUCGGGAACAUCUGCUCUGCUGAGAUGGCCCGGGAUCUGGCGCCUGAAGUGGAGAGGCUCAUGCGAAGCAGGGAUGCUAAUACAAAGAAGAAGGCUGCUCUGUGCUCUGUGAGGAUUGUAAGAAAAGUCCCGGAUUUGGCGGAAAAUUUCAUGGGUCUUGCUGCAUCAUUACUGAAGGAAAAACACCAUGGGGUUUUGAUAUCUGCAGUUCAGCUCUGCACUGAAUUGUGUAAAGCCAGCAAAGAUGCAUUGGAGUACCUGAGAAAGAACUGCAUCGAAGGUCUGGUCCGGAUACUUAGAGAUGUCUCCAAUAGUUCAUAUGCUCCUGAGUAUGAUGUUGCUGGCAUUUCGGAUCCUUUCUUGCAUAUUCGAGUUCUUAAACUUAUGCGUAUGUUGGGUCAAGGCGAUGCAGAUUGCAGUGACUAUAUGAAUGACAUUCUUGCUCAGGUUGCAACAAAAACCGAGUCAAACAAGAAUGCUGGAAAUGCCAUCUUGUAUGAAUGUGUUGAGACUAUAAUGGGUAUUGAAGCUACUAGUGGUCUACGUGUCCUGGCUAUUAAUAUUCUGGGUAGAUUCUUGUCAAAUCGCGAUAACAAUAUAAGAUAUGUUGCUCUGAACAUACUUAUGAGGGCCAUUACAGUAGAUACACAAGCAGUACAGAGGCACAGGGUGACAAUAUUGGAGUGUGUAAAGGAUGCCGAUGCCUCCAUUCGCAAAAGGGCCCUGGAACUUGUUUAUUUGUUGGUCAAUGAUACCAAUGUAAAGCCUCUGACCAAAGAGCUCGUCGACUACUUGCAAGUAGCUGAUCCAGACUUCAAAGAAGAUCUCACAGCCAAGAUAUGCUCCAUAGCUGAAAAGUUUUCUCAAGAAAAGUUAUGGUAUCUUGAUCAGAUGUUCAAGGUUUUAUCCCUGGCUGGAAAUCAUGUGAAAGAUGAUGUGUGGCAUGCCCUUAUUGUUGUAAUAAGCAAUGCGUCCGAACUUCAAGGAUACUCAGUGAGAUCAUUAUACACGGCUUUACAAGCAUACAGUGAACAGGGAAGUUUAUUGAGAGUAGCUGUUUGGUGCAUUGGUGAAUAUGGUGAAAUGCUAGUGAACAAUGUCGGCAUGCUUGAAGCUGAGGGACCAAUCACGGUAACAGAAUCCGAUGCUGUUGAUGCUGUGGAGCUAGGUCUUAACCGUUAUGCUGCAGAUGUGACAACUAGGUCUAUGUGUCUAGUUGCUCUUUUGAAGCUCUCCUCACGGUUUCCAUCUAUGUCGGAGAGGAUAAAACAAAUAGUUGCCCAGAAUAAAGAGAAUAUGGUGCUUGAACUACAGCAAAGAUCAAUUGAAUUCGGUUCCAUUAUACAAAGACAUCAGUCUAUCAGGUCAUCUUUGCUUGAGCGUAUGCCUGUACUGGAUGAAGCUACUUAUCUUGUGAAGAGGGCUAGUGCUACACAAGCAACUAUUCCAGCAUAUAAGCCUGCAGCAGUCACUCCUGGAGGCCUUAAGCUUCCUAAUGGUGUAGCAAAACCUGCUGCAGCUCCAUUAGUUGAUUUGCUUGAUUUAAGUUCUGACGAUGCACCAGUCACUACCACUGCUUCUGCUACUGCAGCACCUAGUGAUUUUCUCCAAGACCUUUUGGGUAUUGGUGGGACAAAUUUAUCAACUGCAGGAGCACCUUCAUCUGCAAGCACAGAUAUUCUAAUGGAUCUUCUAUCCAUGGGAUCGUCUCCUUCACAGAAUGGUCUGCCAGCUCCAGGUUUGAGUUUUCCUGCCCAAGAGAAAAAACCCGUUUCUGCUACACCUCAAGUUGGUUCUCUUGUACCUGAACCUAUGGACCUACUCGGCAGUUUGUCAUCAAGUGCAUCUAUUUCUGGAACUAAAUCCACUAUCGCUGCACCUCAAGCUGUGGAUCUGCUCGAUAGUUUGUCACCAAGUACAUCCGUUUCUGGACUUGAAGAUACUCGUCCGUCAAUAACGGCUUUCCAGAGUGCAACUUUGAAGAUCACCUUUGAUAUCAGAAAACAGCCUGGAAAGCCACAGGAGACUACCAUCCAUGCCACUUUUACAAAUUUGACAUCUAGCAAUUAUACAGAUUUCAUUUUUCAGGCAGCUGUUCCAAAGUUCAUUCAAUUGCGACUGGAUCCAGCUAGUGGUAACAUUGUUCCAGCUAAUGGGAAGGGUUCAGUCACACAAGGUUUCAGUGUCACGAAUAAUCAGCAUGGGCAGAAACCACUUGCAAUGCGGAUCCGGAUGUCUUACAAAGUGAAUGGCGAGGACAGGUUGGAACAAGGCCAAGUCAGCAAUUUUCCACCUGGAGUAUAGUGCCAUUUGUGUGUAACCUAUGUUUUGUUGUGAUAGCUAUGUUUGUGCCCGGGGCAGAGGGGAGAUUCUUAUCUCUUGUUAUACUUUUUCGGCUCUUAUUCCCCAUUUGAGGGCACUUAAACAGAUAGUCCAGCUUGCCCAUCAUUGUCUCAAUAUAUAGUGUAUAGUAGUUCACACCAGUGUAAAAUCUUCGGAAUCAUCAUAAUGUAUUUUCAUGCAUGUGUAUUUCACAUUUAAAGAUAAUCAAAAUUAUUUGGCAUGCCCCCUUGAGUUAUCAAGCAAUAAAUGAAAAACUUGUCGCAA